Messenger RNA from Paramecium octaurelia, 970 nucleotides. Lineage: Eukaryota; Ciliophora; Oligohymenophorea; Peniculida; Parameciidae. The record is from the annotation of a GenBank genome assembly.
AUGGACAUAGAACUACUCACCUUUUAACAAGUUGGCUUCUACUCAGCCUUUUAAUAAAGAAAUCAAAAGUCAAGCAUGGAUAUCUUAAUAAAACAGAGCAAUUUCAUAUGCCAUUCAAUAUGCAUCUAUCAAAUCAUAAAGCUUGUUUUAUUCUUAGCAUGUUACCAACAAACUCUUGCAUCUCCUCUGCGCAAUGUUAUUUUUUUCACUUUCAUUCAUGAUGUUAUUAGCUUUCUCUUCUACAUGAUUCUUGAGUAACAAAAUUUGUAAAUAAAUUUAGUGCUUUGACCAACAAAUUUAGUUACUCAGAACUAUUUAAAGAAGAAGAUUAAGUUGUAAACAUUUUUGAGUUGAAUCACAGCUUAAUCUUUUUGACUCUUUAGGAACUUCUUUCAUUUUUUAGACCUUUAAAUGGAGUCGUUCUCCUGUACUAGAUCUAAUAAAAGUUGUUUAGGUAUCCUCUAGCUAUUAUCAGAAUGCUGUAUUACUUCAAUUCUGUUUAUUACUUCAUUUAAUUGUAAAACAGUCCUCAAGAGUAUAGUUUUCUAAUAAUUGAGCAAACCCUAGAAUUGGUAAUAUCCUGGGUGACAACUUUAAUUAUAAUGAUUUCUAUCGGAAUUAUUUUAGUUAUUAACAAAACUUUAGGAAAGUAGAUUGGAUUUAGAUUUUAAAAUAGAUUAUAACAAAGUAUAUCAAAUAAAUUUACUGAAAUUAAGUUUUAAGAUUUGAACUAAUCUUUCAAGGGUUGUAAUUUAGAUUGGUAUUGUUGCAACUCAAUUUUAGCCCUAUUUGUUAUGAAUAAAUUAAUGAUGCCGAUACAAUUAUCCAAUUACCUUGUCAUUAAAAACAUUUGUUUCAUUCUUAGUGUUGCAAAUAAUGGUUAUUCUAAGAUCUUCGAUGUCCCCUGUGUAGGAAUGAACUAGAAUGGAAUGCAAAGACAAAUAUUCAAACAGAGCUUGAAACUUUAUGA